Camelina sativa (false flax) is the source of this 1649-nucleotide messenger RNA. The record is from RefSeq and is a predicted model, not a curated record. NCBI's taxonomy places the organism in Eukaryota, Viridiplantae, Streptophyta, Magnoliopsida, Brassicales, Brassicaceae.
AAUCUUGAUCGCGUUUGUAUAAAGGCAGCUCAAUGCCUCGUGCUCCAUCCACUCUAAAACCUUUUUAUCCCGAGAAACUUUUUGUUCGUUUCUUCUUCCAUCCGAGAAAAAUCUCGGACAAAAAAAAAAUCCUCUUCUCAUUCAUUUUAAUAGAGUGAGUCUGUUCAGCUUCUCCCCCUCUCUCUCCCUCUAUUCAGUUUUCUUCUUGAAUUUUUUGCUCUGUUUCUGUCUUUUCUUUUUUUUCGUUUGGCUGAAGAAGAAACUAAGGAGUCCAUAUUUAUAUACAAAAUGGGAGUGAAAGUAGCAACAACCUCAACCUUUCAUCAAUGGGUAGCUCAUCCCAUUGUUCAUCAUUCAUCUUCCCUUUCUCAAACCCUAGCUUCCUCCUCCUCCUCCUCCUCUGCCGUUUCAAGACGACGCAGCAUCGCAAACGACGGACGCUCUCUCUCCUGUCGUUCCGUGAUGCAUCCUUCUUCUUCUUCUUCUUCUUCUCCUCUCUUCUUCGGCACUCCUUCAACGACUAAUAAAACUCAGUUGAUCCGCAGAGCUUUUAGCGCAGACGUCGAUCCGUUUUCUGAGGAGGAGUUUUCGAGAAAGAUGCAAGAGCUUGCUCUCAAAUUCCAAGUCUCUAACGAGGAGGAUGACAACAACGAAUCACAUAGUACGAGCAUUGACCUCCUAGGUGGCCAUGAUCAUUUCAGAUCAUCAGAUUCAAUGGAACAGCCAUGGCCAGAGAUGGUGCAAAUGUCAAGCAUCGAGAGGAAAGCAAACAGCGUUGAGCUUCCUCUUUCUCUUCGGGUCAUUAAGAGAAAGCUACAGAUGGAAGAAGGACUUAUCAAACAAGUCGGCGACUCAGCUUGUUGCUCUGUCAAGAAAGCUUUCUCUUCCAUGGUGUUUAUGAUUAGAGAGCUUCAGAGCUUCACGUUACACAUGAGAGAGCUUCUUCUCUUUGAGGAUUUACAAGGGAUCCUCCAACGUGUGAGAAAAGAGAUGCAAGCAUCGUUCGUUUGGUUGUUUCAACAAGUCUUCUCUGCUACUCCUACUUUGAUGGUCUCUGUUAUGAUCCUCCUCGCAAAUUUCACGGUUUACUCUAUUGAGAGCAACUCUGCUUUAGCCGCAUCGGUUAGUCCUCCGAUGACCACUGUCUCUUUUAGCUUCGAGACGACGGAGGUUGGUGAGAUUCAGGAGACAAACCAGAACAAGUUUGAUUCUUCCAUGGUGAAAACAUUCUCUGUUUCAUCUCCCUACGGAAAAACAUCUUUCGUAGGUGGCGGCGGUGGGAACAACAUCCCACCGCCGGUACAAAGCGGAACAGAGGGGGAUGGAUCUGAUCAGUUCAGGAAAUCUCAGUUAUCAUCUUCAUCUCUCGGUGCAACGAGUGCGGACUCGGAUGUAUCUGUGUCAGGGCAAGAAGAGAUUAAACUGUGGAACUCUAUUUUGGAGGAAACGGAGAAAAUGGAAGCGUUGGAUCACGAGACGAUGAAGGGGAUGGUUUCUCCCGUGGAGGCUCGGUUAGAAGCAGAGGAGUCCAUGGAUUACUUCAAGACGGAGCUUCUUUACCAAACGGGGUUGUCUCAAGAGCCUGAGAACGUUCUCCUUCUUGCUAAUUACGCACAGUUUCUCUACUUAAUCAUCCAUGACUACGACAG